Molecule: messenger RNA, 393 nt
Organism: Thrips palmi
Lineage: Eukaryota; Metazoa; Arthropoda; Insecta; Thysanoptera; Thripidae
Exons: 2
Coding region: 1-393 (130 amino acids)
Source: RefSeq, a predicted model, not a curated record
AUGCCGCCGUGGUCCGGGACGUGGUCCGGACGUGGUCCGGACGUGGUCCGGGACGUGGUCCGGGACGUGGUCCGGGACGUGGUCCGGGACGUGGUCCGGGACGUGGUCCGGGUGGUCCGGGACGUGGUCCGGGACGUGGUCCGGGACGUGGUCCGGGACGUGGUCCGGGACGUGGUCCGGGACGUGGUCCGGGACGUGGUCCGGGACGUGGUCCGGGACGUGGUCCGGGACGUGGUCCGGGACUGGCUUCUUGUCGUUAGAGUCACUCCUUAUCACCAGUACCAAAUACUCUUGAGCCCAGCGUAUAUUCAUAGUGGAAAUGAAGUGCUCUUGCUGGCGUCCAGAGUGUCUCUACGGACAAGAUCACCCUUUUCAGGAUAUAUUGGAUUUUAA